AUGCCUGCAAACAAUGCAAAGAGAAGACGUUCAGAUGAUGUGGAUUUCAGCAGUAACCAUCCCACUGCGUCUGCUACUCCAUCUCUCCCGGCAAUCGGUGAGAAGAGGGAUGCAGACCCUUCAGGGGUGAGUUGGUGGCUGGCCGGAGCAGCCCCACCUAUUCGAUAUCUGUUCAAUGCUGACGGUUCUACAGCUGCUAGAGACUCUCCAACGCCAUAUAGACGACCUACGAAGCCAUAUUUACUGCGGCUGCAAUGGUUCAAAAGCCAGGGCCACUCAAAAACAUGUCCAGACUGCCGGGCACCAGUCAAAGCGACACCUGCUCCAGCAUAUCUGGUCCGCAACAUCGUCCACAUGUUUAUUGGCCGGUCCGAAUUGACAGAUGCGAAUGAAACCACACAGGAGCAUUUGGCCAACCAAGUAGCAGAGACUGAGAAAGUCGAAAGGGACAAGCAGAAUACUGACCCUAGGACUGGUGGUCUGUUCCAAGGAUGCUUCAACAACACUCCUAUUCCACUUUAUGACAACGCCGAAGGUGUCUCGCGGUGCCCAGGAUGUUUUUGGGAAUUGGAAGAUGGCGAAUGCACGCACUGCGGCUAUACAGUGAGCGACUCGGAUCAGGAUCAGGAUCUCGAUGAAUUCGAGGUUAUGGAACAACUCCGACUAAUGGGGGAUGCCUUUACGGAAGACGAGGAUGGGUCCGACUUUAUUGGACAUCGUCAUAAUCCCGGGUUCGAAUAUAAUUUUCUUCCUUAUGACAGUGGUCAUAUAACCGAUAUAACUGACAUGGAUGCCGACUCGGAGGAUGUAUACACGGAUGACAAUGACGACAUUACAGAUGCUGGUGACGCUGAGUCGAAUUUGUCAGAAGACGAGUCUCUAAGGUCAGAGUCGGAUUCCUCAGGGAGGUCAAAUUCAACAGCGCGUCGUGCUUCCAGUGAUCAUGGUAGUCAGACGAUUGAACCAGAGUCAACUCCAUCUGUUCAGGAGAUAUCAUCCAGUGCCCAAUCCGAGGCAGAGUCAGAAGAGGAACCAAUCAGACGGCCAGUACGCAGACGAGUCUCUCGUCCACGUCAAUCUCCCCAACAUAUAUCCACCGAUCAAGCGACCAGGAUGACAUUGCCCAUGAUUCUUCUUGCUAGCAUGCGGGGAACCGACCCCGAAAAUGCUGUCGUUAUCGACGAUUCCCCCCCUCCACGCCGAACUUCAAGGCGUCGUCGCCGCCACUAG
Trichophyton verrucosum HKI 0517 is the source of this 1230-nucleotide messenger RNA. RefSeq lists its product as uncharacterized. The transcript has 3 exons. NCBI's taxonomy places the organism in Eukaryota, Fungi, Ascomycota, Eurotiomycetes, Onygenales, Arthrodermataceae. Bases 1 to 1230 code for a protein of 409 amino acids. The record is from RefSeq and is a predicted model, not a curated record.